Ectocarpus sp. CCAP 1310/34 is the source of this 3243-nucleotide messenger RNA. NCBI's taxonomy places the organism in Eukaryota, Phaeophyceae, Ectocarpales, Ectocarpaceae. The record is from the annotation of a GenBank genome assembly.
GGCUCUAGAGGGCGAACCAGAGGCUAAACUGCCCAGAAAACUCGAGAGGUAUUUAAUGCAUGGGAUAACGGCCGGCACAGGUCGUGCUGACAGAUGACCCGUCGGAGAGGUAGGGGGGGCAACCGGGCUGGUGGGGCUAACAACCCCAGAGGUCAACCGGCUACGCCACCUGCUACACCUCCAAACCAGCCUAGGAGCUCUGUUACACCCAGAAGCGGGGGUAUGCAGCCAGCAUGGGACCUUCGUCAGCUUACGGAAGGCCCGCUAACCCCGCGUACUCCAGUGGUCGACAACUCAGGGGGAGACAUAACAAGUGAACGUCCACGGAUCAGGAGCGGGAGAGAGGGCAACUUAACCACUGAGGUGCGCACCCCCACCGCCGCGACAAAGCGCGACGCGAGAGAUUCCGGUGCACGCGUCCGUCGGACGGGAGGAAAAUCCCGGUCGGGCAGGAAACGCAGGAAGAGGCCCUCUGUUGGUGUCACGGGUGGUGGACUACCCAAUCUUGAGAGCAAGCUCGAGGAGGAGGAUUACUACAGACAGCAGGGCGAGGCGAGGAGGGAGGCAUCGGCCCGUAAAGCUCGCGCGAUUGCCGAAGACGAACGGCAAAAAGCAGAGUCCGCGGGGAAUCACCCCGUUGAUCCUCGGCGUAGGAGUCACGGCGGGAACCCAAGACAAGCUGGUUAUCAGCCUGGAAAGCGGAAUGCGGGUAGGAGACUUUCUGCCCCAGCGGUGCUAUCUGUACGCCAACCAACAAGCAAGAAGCGAAGAAAGGCGUGCGAGCGUAUGGAAUGCGGGUGGGUUACAGACCACCCUGGCACCGAGUGUAGCAAAUGCUCCGGGAGUGUAGUGCACUCGGACGACGAUAAGCUAUGUUCGGCAUGCCACAGGUCUCCGAAUGACGACGGUUUCAGGCACCUCCGCGCGGACCGGUUAGGGCGAGCAGUAGACUUCGUGACCGCGUGGACACAAGGAGAGAAAACCCUCCCUCCAGCUCUCGUGCGAGACUUUAGGCCCAGCAAUGACUGCCUCUGCGCACGCCCAGACUGCUUCCUAGUUUUUUUCGCCGAGGAAGAAAGGAAGGCAGAGUCUCGCGUUUGCGGUACUUGUGGGUACCGGAAAUCGGGCAAGAGCAUCGUAAGGUGGUACCCCAUGGAUGCUGCAGAUGACGAUGUGGCGGAGGGGAACGCAACGGUGAGCGAUGGCCUUUGGUGGUGCGGCCGCUGCUAUCAGAAACGGUUGGACGGCAUAAAGAGAGACGAGAAACAGCCAGAGCACACAGCGAACAAUACGCAUGGAUCGGGGGGUGAGGCGCCGGUGCCUCCAGAUCCGUUGGACACGGUGCGCGCUAUGGUGGAAGAUGUCGUCCGUCGAGGUGAGAUCCUGUACUGGCAGGACGUCGCCGCUUGGGUAACAGCGGAACGCGCGAAGCUUGGCAUGGAGGAGUUACAAGGGAGAUACCCAAGAAAAAUCGUCCGGGCCAUAUUUGCAAGCAUCGAAGAGUCCGGGACUUCACGCUUGGUCAGUCACGAGCCAGCACAUGGAGACGCACGCGAGCGAGAACUUUUCCUCUUUCCAAAGACCGUUGGGGACGAGCAUUUCGUUGACUUAAUGCUGCGUGCUCGCCGUAAUGCGCCCGUACAGCCACCAUCCAACCAGCUUGCGGAUAAGGGCGGGUCUCUCAAGUCCAUUCUGAGGGAAGUCGAGAAGAACACGGAGGACGCAGACGCAAGGAUGUCCGUCGUGCGGGCAGCAGGUACAAUUGUUCGAGCCGACGUGGAGAGUGAUCCUGCCCUGAAGAACACCCCCGGGACGCGCGAGAAGCAUCGCUACGCCGAUGAGUUGGACAUGAAAGUGAAGCCACCCAGAGAGACUCUACUCACCGCGUUUCCUCCGGCCUUGGUUGGGUUAUACCAAAGCAUGACGAACAUGGCACUGUAUCGCGAGAUCAUCGCAUCAGAGACCGAGUAUCCUGGAGAGGCCUGGGUAUGGCAGACCGAAGGGCGAGAUGGGCGGCACCCUACCACCUCGGGCGACUUGGAGGGCGAGGACGGUGAUGGAGAAAAGAAGGACGAGGCCAGGCAUAUCGACAGCCUUAACCGCGACAGGCGAUCUACGCAUCGUAGGCUUCUAUUAAUGUGUACGGUGGUGGUGAAGGCCAUUUUGCGUGGUCGGCACAUGGGUUCGCACGACAUCAAAGGGGCUCAGUGGGCAAAGUCUAAGGGUACGUGUCGCGAUGUGAUCAACUUUGUAGCGGAGUACGGUUUAUGGGCGACGACGUCGCAAAUUCAGCACCGAGAAGAUUUCCACGCGAGGUUCGUAGAGGACAAGGACCUCCUGAGCCGGGACGCCGAGUGCGCCGCCAUUCCCCUGGACAACUGUGAUUUUGACCCGAGGGUCGGAGUAGGCCAGGGGGAGGGGCCUCAUCUUCCCUUCAUCGCUGCGAUGGCCUUGACAGUAGGGCCCGACGUAGGUUGAAUGGACGACUGGUGGAUGGUCAAGAGCCGGGGAUCUCUUACGGUGGAAGACGUCCUUAUGGGACCGGAGCGGGACCGGGAGGACGGAGCACGGCGGUAUAACGAGUUUUCGUCCGAACUCUACCGCGGCGUAUUCGCUGAGGCGCGGAACAACUCCGACAGGGCUGCGGCAGACACAUGCUUCGAGUCUGAACUCCGCACGGUCCGUGCUUCAUUUCCGUUGGAUGCAUCCAUCCACGAGAUACGACGACCCCGGGGUACGAGACAUCAGACGGACGAACAGCGCGCGCGACUUCUCCCCUGUAUUUCUCUACCCAGUUGCGCAGGGAGGUGCACGGGGGGGAUUAUUUUUCAGCCGCGCUGUGUGUCCGUUGUUUAUUGGCAUAGUAUUUUGUUAGUCGCAAACUGCCUGAAAGGUACGGGGGUGCUGUGUGCGUUCCGGGCCUGUCUGUGUCGUUUGUACUGGCUGUAAAUAAGGUGUUUGUUGUUUCCUUCAGAUCGGGCAUGAUGUUGAUAGGUGUGGGCAACCCGGGGGGGGCAGUCUUGUGUGCGGGGUUCGUGUGUAAGUAUUUCCUCGCGUUUUCGACACACCCAAUGCUCAGUGCGUACAAUGUAUUUGUAUGCUUUGAGACAAAACACUUCAACAAUUACAUCUAAAUAUAGUCUAGUGUGUACAUAUUGCCGGCCGUGCCUGUCUGCGUGCGACGUCAGAUAGCACAAGGUCAUCAGUGAUCAAGUUCCCCGUUAUUGGAGCUGCCGUGAUACU